AUGAAUCCCGCGAACAAACUAAUGAAAGAGGGGGUGAGUUUUAUUUCAUUACUUUUUAAGAAACCAGUUUCAUGGUUGUCUUUUAUCGCUCCACCACUUCUUCACAUCGUAGGGCUUAAUUUCUUGCAAAUCCUCCUAACCUCAGCUGCUUUGUUCUUCUCCUCUUUCUUCUUCCCUCGCACAAUCCAAAAAACAAACUUUAUGAAAGAUCCCAAGGUUCAUGUUAAAGAUCUUGGUCAACAAGACUCUUUAGGAGACAUCAAAAUAUCUACGAGCAUUGAUGAUGAUAUUGUCAGAUUUAAAGACGAAGGAACAAUCCCUGAUGAGGAAAGCCUCAUAGAGCUCUCCUUACCAACCGGUCACCACGUUUGCCAAAAUUUCAGUACCAUGACUGGGCAUCAAGGUUUCAGACAUAUCCAACUAUUAGCUGAAUUUGAAGAUGAUAAUCUGAUCGAAAUCGAUAUUUCCAUCGGAUCCAUCAAGUGUUCAAAAUUCCAGAUCAAAGCCUGA
Messenger RNA from Eruca vesicaria subsp. sativa (arugula), 510 nucleotides. The record is from the annotation of a GenBank genome assembly. Lineage: Eukaryota; Viridiplantae; Streptophyta; Magnoliopsida; Brassicales; Brassicaceae.